Messenger RNA from Symphalangus syndactylus (siamang), 6342 nucleotides. RefSeq names its product solute carrier family 22 member 1 (gene SLC22A1). Gene Ontology annotation, biological process: transmembrane transport. Gene Ontology annotation, cellular component: membrane. Lineage: Eukaryota; Metazoa; Chordata; Mammalia; Primates; Hylobatidae. Gene Ontology annotation, molecular function: transmembrane transporter activity. The record is from RefSeq and is a predicted model, not a curated record.
CUGGACAGCCAGUCUGCCACACCCUCUGGUCUUCUUUCUUGUCUCUUUCCCUCUACCUUGUAAGGCACUUUUUGAGUGGUGGGGCUGGUUUUGGGAUCCUGUGGUGCCCCAUGCCUGCUGCUGUCCCAGCUUUGGUGACUGUCUCUUUGUUAUAGGACCUUUGAGGUGUCAAUUUUCUGGCUAGAAACCUCUGUGGUCAUGGUGCCUUUGCAUGAGCUCUUGUCCUGCAUCCAGGAAGAAUGAGGGACAUAGACAAGUGAAGGGUGAGCAAGACGAAGAUGAGCUCUAUUGAGUGUUACAACAGCUCAGAGGACACCUGCAUUGGGUAGCUCCCCUUCUAGGCAGGUCAUCUGUUGAGUAUUCAGUUCUCAGUAGAGAGGAGGCCCUGGAGAGGUAGCUCCUCUCUGCAACUGGUCAUCCUGAUGUCUGCAGCUCUCAGCAGAGAGGAAGCCCUGGAGAGGGUGGUUCCUCUCUGCCAGCAGGUUGUCGCUGCAGUUAUCAGCAGAGAAUGUGGCUCCUCUCUGUGGGUUGUCCCAUCAUCUCCAGCUAUCAGCAGAGAGGGUACUCCUUUCUGCAGCUGGUUGUCCCAUCAUCUCUCUGCCCUCUUCAUCCUCUAGCUAUCCUCUGCCCUGCUCUGGCUGAGUCCAGGGCUUUUAUGGACCUCAGAAGGGAGGAAGUGCAUGCCAGUUGUUCUGUGGGUGGCCAUGGGUGGGUUAGGAAGAGGCACCACAAGUCCCCACUUUGGUUUCCGGGACUGGCAGCCCAGGCCCCAGCCUUCAGGCCCUUCUUGGCCUGAAGGUGGGCCUUACUGGGGACACACUUCCUUCCUCCCAGGACUCUGUCUGCCUCCUGCUGCCAUUCAUGGCCCCAGGUCUCAACCCCAACCCUGCUCUGAGAUCAGAGCAGGUGCUGGGACAGGAGAGGGGCCAGGCAGUGGGAGCAGAUUCUUCUGAGCCUGGGAUGGGGACUAGUGGGGAGGCCUUCCCAGGCCCCUGAGGAUGCAGGCUGCAGAGAUGCCCAGGUCUUGUGCCUGGGAGGGCAGCCACAGCUGCAUCCAUGGAACUCCCACCCUGCCAACUCAGAAGGGGUGGGGUUCCUGCUUGUCCCUGGCUCCUGCCUGCUCUGUGGAGUGAGAGGCCCAGGUCUGCAACCACAGGUCAGGUGGUUGCAGCUGCAUCCAGGCAGGCAGAUCUGGCCUGCUGCUGGCCCCCUCCAAGAGCACAAGGAGGCUUGGAUCCACAGUCCCAGGAGGGUGGGGCUUCCAUCAGCUCUGUGGAGUGUUCAGCCUCAGGCACGCCUCCCUGCUGCUGCCAACAUUUCCCCCUCUGAAGAGGUACACCUAACUGCUGUUAGGGUAGGGACAAUGACCACUCUUAACUGCUUCAUGCUGACAAGGGGUAUUGUUUUGGGAAAACAACAGUCAAGUCUCUCUCAGAGACCUAUCUAAGAAUACCCAGUACAAGGGAGCCAUCAUCUGAGGCUCCAUUUUCAUGACCAUUUGGAGUUUAACUGCCCAUCCCUUGUUUCUUCUGAGCUGUAGUCAGAUAUCACUAGUUGGUUCACCUUCACAAUUGUCAAAAGCUACAAAUAGCUCAAAAGAAAAGCUUCCUUGAUUCUGAAAAACAAGAUAAAGGAUCAACAAUAUUCCAAGCAAAAAGUCAAAACAAGAUUGCUUCAGUCUUCUAUUAGUUCAGCUCACCCAGUCAACUCCUAUUCACAGUCUCCAAAAUUAUCAGAAAUCUGCAUUUGAAGACUAUAAUCCAUCCCUUGAAGAGGAUCAAAACGUGACAACAAUUGUCUGUGAAUGUCAAAAUGUCCUAGGGUAUUCAUAGUCAAAAACACAAUUGAUGAAGAAAUCUGGUCACCUCUGUGAUUUACAAUAACCUAACACAAUAACCCUAGCUAUGAUUGAUAACACAAACUCAGGCAUCAGAAAUCUAGAAAUCUCAUAUGAUUUUGAAACGCACGUUAACAUUUUUCACUAAAAUAUAACCUGAAGAUCAAACACCUUAUUUUGGUAAUCCUUUGUAACUAAACUUGUCAAAUAACCCUGUUUACCUCUCCCUUUCGAUGCUCCAGGGGUCUUCUGUAGCAUCCAAAACUCAGGGGUUAGGAAAGACAAUUUUGAAGCUGUAAAGGCUCAAAACACUUAACAGAAUUUUUGGUUACUGUAAGUCAUUCAUUUAAAUGACUCAAAGCAAAAAUCUUCAGUCACUAAGAGGGAAGACCUAAUUUUCCAAACAAUCUAACUUUUAACCAUAGCACUCCUUUUUAAAGACGUCCUUUUAAGUCUCUUAUUAUCCAACUUUAGCCAUGCCAAAUGGCCAGUUGAACUCAUGGAGGGGCAGAGAAUAUAGUGAUUUUUUUUAUUGUUGCUGCAACCAGUUUGCACAGAGACAGAAACCAAAAGUCUGACUGGUAAGAACUUUUACCCUUUCGCCAGCAUGUCAGGCUACUGGGCUCCCUUCCCCUCAGCUAUGGAGCCCUAUUGACCCUGGAGUCCUGUUGAUCUCUUGUCCUUCUCUUCUUUUGUCAGUAGUUUAUUCACAAAGAAAACAAAAUCUUUCAUUGCAUGAAAAUCUUGUUCAAGUGAAAGCCAAAUUUCACCCUUACAUUGGUCUAUUAAUGUCAACCCCAAUUUUAAAAAAUAAAACCUUACACCAUGGAAUACUAUGCAGCCAUAAAAAAUGAUGAGUUCAUGUCCUUUGUAGGGACAUGGAUGAAACUGGAAAUCAUCAUUCUCAGUAAACUAUCACAAGGACAAAAAACCAAACACCGCAUGUUCUCACUCAUAGGUGGGAAUUGAACAAUGAGAACACAUGGACCUAGGAAGGGGAACAUCACACUCCGUGGACUGUUGUGGGGUGGGGGGAGGGGGGAGGGAUAGCAUUAGGAGAUAUAUCUAAUGCUAAAUGACGAGUUAAUGGGUGCAGCACACCAACAUGGCACAUGGAUACAUAUGUAACAAACCUGCACACUGUGCACAUGUACCCUAAAACUUAAAGUAUAAUAAUAAUAAAAUUAAAAGGAAAACCUUACAGAGAAAUCCAUCCAAUCUUAAUCAGUUUGACCAUGAACUGAGAUUGUUAUAAAUCUUUUAUAACCUUUUACAGAUUUUUUUGUUAAACAGCAUGUAAGUGCUUCAAGAAAACCUUGUUGUGCUUGUAUUCCAAUGUUCAACUUAUGGAAAACCAAAUAAUUUCCUUUUUAGUGUAGUCAAUAUGUUUACACACAGGAUUCCUUUUACAAGAUUAAUUUUUUACAAACCUUCCAUAACUUGUUUGAACCUUAAGCUUUAUCUUAUGUAAUUUAAAACAAUCAUUUAACCCUCUGAACUAGGCAAAAAUUUACAUUCCCAUGCCUUCUUAUAUUAUUUUACUAAUGAUACAUUUUACUCUCCUUACUCACCUCACGUGUAGAUGUAUUUUCAGUAGUCAUCACUACAUGUUAUAAUGGUAGCCCUUAGUAAUUGUUAAUUUUGGUGAAAUACCCAGUAAGUUAUUUUAGUUAUGUACUUAGGUGCAGAUGAGGUCUGACUAUUUCCAGCAUAGCUAGGGCAGGCCUUACCAAACUGCAAAGCAGGAAAGUUGAACAAUUUUCAAAAGUCAAAGCAGUUUAUGACCUUAAAGCAUUUAGUCCACCUAGUUUCUGACUUGCAUAAUUUAGACCGUGUCUAUAUUUUGAAGACAUUUCUAUUUCCAUUUUACUGAUAAUUUAAAAGCCAGCCUAUUUAGCAAAGUCAUACUUAAGUCAAGUGAAUUUGAAAAUUGCUUAGAGUUAUUUACUUAAUUUAUGAACACUCUUUUACUUAUAAGCCAAUUUGGUAGACACAACAUAUAACAAUAAGUGUACAUACAAGUAAACACAUCUAGACAUGUAUACACACACACAAAUGAAGAGGUGGAGCAAGACUCCACCUCAAAACAAAACAAAACAAAAAACAAAACACCCAAAUUGGGUGCAGUGCAUACUGCUUGGGAGAUGGAUGCACCAAAAUCUUACAGAUCACCACUAAAUAACCUGCUCAUGUAACCAAAUAACACCUGUUCCACCAAAACCUAUGGGAAAAAAAAAAAACUUAAAAAAAAUUCUUAAAUGAUAUCACAGAACUGUAUUAGCCGAAUACAGUACCUAGUACCUGGCUGUAACCCAAUACUUGCCUCAUACCAUCACAUCUAGAAAACGAGUAGAUAUUCUUUUUGGAAGAGCCCUGAGGGGGCUACUAGGAGGUUUGCACGGCCUGCUCUCCUGCCCUCCUCUUGCUCUGCAGCUGAACUCCAAUUCUCUUCGGGUUUAGACCCCACUGACUCGCUCCCUGGCAAAGCAAACAAUUUGAUCAGGCGACCACGUGCAUUCUUCCUUUUCCUGAAACCAGCACCAUGGGGUAAAAGAUUAUUUCUCCUUGGUUGCCUUCCAGAUGUUUCACACUUGGACAGCAAACUGAUUUCAAACCACUCCUUUUCAAAGAUCUCUAAGGGAGAUAUUUCAUCUGGCAUUGCAGCCCAGAGCAGGUCUGGCCACGGCCAUGAGCGUGCUGAGCCAUCAUGCCCACCGUGGAUGACAUUCUGGAGCAGAUUGGGGAGUUUGGCUGGUUCCAGAAGCAAGCCUUCCUCAUCCUAUGCCUGCUGUCAGCUGCCUUUGCGCCCAUCUGUGUGGGCAUCGUCUUCCAGGGUUUCACACCUGACCACCGCUGCCAGAGCCCUGGGGUGGCUGAGCUGAGCCAGCGCUGCGGCUGGAGCCCUGCGGAGGAGCUGAACUACACAGUGCCAGGCCUGGGGCCCGCAGGCGAGGCCUUCCUUGGCCAGUGCAGGCGCUAUGAAGUGGACUGGAACCAGAGCGCCCUCAGCUGUGUAGACCCCCUGGCUAGCCUGGCCACCAACAGGAGCCACCUGCCACUGGGUCCCUGCCAGGAUGGCUGGGUGUAUGACACGCCUGGCUCUUCCAUCGUCACUGAGUUCAACCUGGUGUGUGCUGACUCCUGGAAGCUGGACCUCUUUCAGUCCUGUUUGAAUGCGGGCUUCUUCUUUGGCUCUCUGGGCAUUGGCUACGUUGCAGACAGGUUUGGCCGUAAGCUGUGUCUCCUGGGCACCGUGCUGGUCAACGCUGUGUCAGGCGUGCUCAUGGCCUUCGCGCCCAACUACACGUCAAUGCUGCUCUUCCGCCUGCUGCAGGGCCUGGUCAGCAAGGGCAACUGGAUGGCCGGCUACACCCUAAUCACAGAAUUUGUUGGCUCGAGCUCCAGAAGAACGGUGGCGAUCAUGUACCAGAUGGCCUUCACGGCGGGGUUGGUGGCGCUUACCGGGCUGGCCUACGCCCUGCCUCACUGGCGCUGGCUGCAGCUGGCAGUCUCCCUGCCCACCUUCCUCUUCCUGCUGUACUACUGGUGUGUGCCGGAGUCCCCUCGGUGGCUGUUAUCGCAAAAAAGAAACACCGAAGCAAUAAAGAUAAUGGACCACAUCGCUCAAAAGAAUGGGAAGUUGCCUCCUGCUGAUUUAAAGAUGCUCUCUCUCCAAGAGGAUGUCACCGAAAAGCUGAGCCCUUCGUUUGCAGACCUGUUCCGCACGCCGCGCCUGAGGAAGCGCACCUUCAUCCUGAUGUACCUGUGGUUCACCGCCUCUGUGCUCUAUCAGGGGCUCAUUCUGCACAUGGGCGCCACCAGCGGGAACCUCUACCUGGAUUUCCUUUACUCUGCUCUGGUCGAAUUCCCGGGGGCCUUCAUAACCCUCAUCACCAUUGACCGUGUGGGCCGCAUCUACCCCACAGCCGUGUCCAAUCUGUUGGCGGGGGCAGCCUGCCUCGUCAUGAUUUUUAUCUCACCUGACCUGCACUGGUUAAACAUCAUAAUCAUGUGUGUUGGCCGAAUGGGAAUCACCAUUGCAAUGCAAAUGAUCUGCCUGGUGAAUGCUGAGCUGUACCCCACAUUCGUCAGGAACCUCGGAGUGAUGGUGUGUUCCUCCCUGUGUGACAUAGGUGGGAUAAUCACCCCCUUCAUAGUCUUCAGGCUGAUGGAGGUUUGGCAAGCCUUGCCCCUCAUUUUAUUUGCGGUGUUGGGCCUGCUUGCUGCGGGAGUGACGCUACUUCUUCCGGAGACCAAGGGGGUCGCUUUGCCAGAGACCAUGAAGGACGCCGAGAACCUUGGAAGAAAAGCAAAGUCCAAAGAAAACACAAUUUACCUUGAGGUCCAAACCUCAGAACCUUCGGGCACCUGAGAGAGAUGCUUUGCGGCGAUUUAGUGUUGGAGGGAUGAAGAUGGAGUUAUCCUCUGCAGAAAUUCGUAGACGCCUUCACUUCUCUGUAUUCUUCCUCAUACUUGCCUACCCCCAAAUUAAUAUCAGUCCUAAA